Engraulis encrasicolus (European anchovy) is the source of this 2598-nucleotide messenger RNA. RefSeq names its product potassium voltage-gated channel subfamily B member 2b (gene kcnb2b). The annotation marks the transcript as partial. The record is from RefSeq and is a predicted model, not a curated record. Gene Ontology annotation, biological process: protein homooligomerization; potassium ion transmembrane transport. NCBI's taxonomy places the organism in Eukaryota, Metazoa, Chordata, Actinopteri, Clupeiformes, Engraulidae. Gene Ontology annotation, molecular function: delayed rectifier potassium channel activity; protein binding. The transcript has 6 exons. Gene Ontology annotation, cellular component: dendrite; neuronal cell body; voltage-gated potassium channel complex.
GGAGGAGGAGGAGGAGGACUGCGCUCCUCCAUCUCCGGGGGUGUCGGUAUCGGCGGCGGCGGCCCGCCCGAGCCCCUGGACAUCAUCCGCACCAAGGCCCGCUCGCGCCGCGUGCGCCUCAACGUGGGCGGCCUGAACCACGAGGUGCUGUGGCGCACGCUGGACCGGCUGCCCCGCACGCGCCUGGGCAAGCUGCGCGACUGCAACACGCACGAGGCCCUGAUGGAGGUCUGCGACGACUACAGCCUGCACGAGAACGAGUACUUCUUCGACCGGCACCCGGGCGCCUUCACCUCCAUCCUCAACUUCUACCGCACGGGCAAGCUGCACAUGAUGGAGGAGAUGUGCGCGCUCUCGUUCGGCCAGGAGCUGGACUUCUGGGGCGUGGACGAGAUCUACCUGGAGUCCUGCUGCCAGGCGCGCUACCACCAGAAGAAGGAGCAGAUGAACGAGGAGCUGCGGCGCGAGGCCGAGACGCUGCGCGAGCGCGGCGGGGAGAUGGAGUUCGACAACACCUGCUGCCCCGAGAAGCGCAAGAGGCUCUGGGACCUGCUGGAGAAGCCCAACUCCUCCGUCGCCGCCAAGGUUCUGGCCAUCAUCUCCAUUCUCUUCAUCAUCCUCUCCACCAUCGCGCUGUCCCUCAACACCUUGCCCGAGCUGCAGGUGAUCGACGAGUUCGGCCAGGCCAACGACAACCCGCAGCUGGCCCACGUGGAGGCGGUGUGCAUCGCCUGGUUCACCAUGGAGUACCUGCUGCGCUUCAUCUCCGCGCCCAACAAGUGGAAGUUCUUCAAGGGCGCCCUGAACAUCAUCGACCUGCUGGCCGUGCUGCCCUACUACGUCACCAUCUUCCUGACGGAGUCCAACAAGAGCGUGCUGCAGUUCCAGAACGUGCGGCGCGUGGUGCAGAUCUUCCGCAUCAUGCGCAUCCUGAGGAUCCUCAAGCUGGCGCGGCACUCCACGGGGCUGCAGUCGCUGGGCUUCACGCUGAGGCGGAGCUACAACGAGCUGGGCCUGCUCAUCCUGUUCCUGGCCAUGGGCAUCAUGAUCUUCUCCAGCCUGGUCUUCUUCGCCGAGAAGGACGAGGACGCCACCAAGUUCACCAGCAUCCCGGCCUCCUUCUGGUGGGCCACCAUCACCAUGACGACCGUGGGCUACGGCGACAUCUACCCGCAGACGCUGCUGGGCAAGAUCGUGGGCGGGCUGUGCUGCAUCGCCGGCGUGCUAGUCAUCGCCCUGCCCAUCCCCAUCAUCGUCAACAACUUCUCCGAGUUCUACAAGGAGCAGAAGAGGCAGGAGAAGGCCAUCAAGCGGCGCGAGGCCCUGGAGCGGGCCAAGAGGAACGGCAGCAUCGUCUCCAUGAACCUGAAGGACGCCUUCGCGCGCAGCAUGGAGCUGAUGGACGUGGUGGUGGAGAAGGGCGAGGAGGAGAAGCACGUGGACAACCACCUGUCGCCCAGCAGGGGCAGCAGUGUGCACAAGCGCACCUCCUCCGAGGUCAGCCUCAAGUCCAUGGACAGGAAGUACCAGGAGAAGGUUCCUCUGGGCUCUCAGGAGUGCAUGAAGCAGGCAGGCAGCCCUCAGCACCUCAACGCCCAGAAGCUGGAGGAGAUGUACAACCAGAUGACCCAGUCCCAGUCCCUCUCCACCCUCAACACCAUCCCCACCAUCACACAGACAGAGGUGACCUUGAAACCCGAGGUGGAGCUGGAGCUGAAGGUCGUGCUGACCCCUGACCCAGGGGUGAAGAUCAGGCCGGUCGCCGAGGUCAGAGGCAUAUCGAGCGGAGACGCUAGCGGCUACACCAGUAGCAGCGGCGCUGAUGAAUAUGGCACCUGCGACGACGGCCUCGGCGGCGGCAAGUCUUCCACGUCCCCGAGCGCGGGCAGCAGCAGCGCCAGUCGCCUGAGAGGCCUGAAGCCUCCUCCGCCGCUGCAACUGCUGGACCCGAGCCAGCCGACCCCUCCUGAGACCGGGUCGGAGGUCACCACCCUCAACCUCGUCUCCACCAACCCCAGCAGCGACACCCUGGUGGCUGAAAGCAUCCGUAGCUCCAUACGGGGCGCCCACACGGGCAAGACCAAGGACCUGAGGGUGAACUUCGCGGAGUCUUCGCCAGGCGAGGGGGAGACGGAGGAGGCACCGCUAAUGAUGACGCCGACCCAUUUGCCCCUGACGACGAUGACGAUGACGACCACGACGACAGAGGAGUUGCCUCUGGUUACGGACGAGGCGCCCCCAACGCCCCCCAGCACCUGUUCCCCAGGUGACGUCAGUAGCUCCUCCCUGUGUCCCGAGGGGGAGGAGCCACUAGCACACCUGGGCCAGGUGAGGGACACUCGGGAUCUCUCCAAGAUGGCACCCAUCCUGGGGCAGCUCAUCGGCGACGGGGAGGGGGGGUACGGGAACCUGACGCCAGAGAACUCGGAGGAAAUGCUGAAGGCCGCCUCGCACAACUGCACCAACCAGGCAGGAGAGGACAAAACCGACAGCAACCAAAGUGGACACAACAAAGUGGAGAACCACAUGUUUACACCGGAGAUACACAUUGUUCCUGGGGAGGGGGAGACCACCACAACGCUGGAGACAAGCAUGUGA